UUAACUUCAACUUUAUUUCGCAACAUCGACUCUAGCUUAGCUUGUUCAGAAUGUCGAAGAUUGUUUCUCACAACAGCAUCAAAGCCCCAGUAUAGAUCAAAAUAUAGACCCCUCAUUGCCGCACAACUUGCUCGAAGUUUAUGCUCAAAAAAGCCUUCCAAUGAAGAUAUUUCUCCCUCUGGAGAGAAGAAUAACAGUGUUGCAGAAAAGAAGAAUGGUUCUCCAGAAAAUCUAACUUCAGAUGGCAGAGAUACCAUUGUAAAAGUUAUUCCACGGAUGACAAAGGGGCGGAAGAAAAUUGAUCCUGAUGAAGAA
Molecule: messenger RNA, 315 nt
Organism: Owenia fusiformis
Lineage: Eukaryota; Metazoa; Annelida; Polychaeta; Sabellida; Oweniidae
Source: the annotation of a GenBank genome assembly